Didymella exigua CBS 183.55 is the source of this 1860-nucleotide messenger RNA. RefSeq lists its product as uncharacterized. The transcript is spliced from 2 exons. The record is from RefSeq and is a predicted model, not a curated record. NCBI's taxonomy places the organism in Eukaryota, Fungi, Ascomycota, Dothideomycetes, Pleosporales, Didymellaceae. Bases 268 to 1569 code for a protein of 433 amino acids.
AGCCUCCUCUGCUCAGACUUCAGUGCAGCAUCGCGAUCCAGAUAGCAGCGCGGCCCCAUCUGCUCCACUCCGCCGUCACCACCACCUAUCUCUAUCGAUACGCCCCUUAUCAUCCGACCGCUGCCCACCGCGCCGCUGCCCGUCUGUGUAAAGAGCUUGGUCCCGGCUUGUUUUGAUUUUGGAUAUCGUGCAACCGCCCACAUCACCACCACACACGACAUUCCGCGACGGCCCACCGCCUCACGCAUCGCCUCCUUUCACUUUACCAUGGACCGCACGCCGUCGCCCUCUCGACGGGUGCACACGCCGCCUGCGCCCCUUCACGGUGACGAUUGGGAGCCCUUCUCGCCGCGCCGCUCCAGCAGAGUCGCUGCGCAACGCGGCCUUCACCUCGAGCAAACGGUCCCAGCACGCGCCCCCCGCACUAGGCGCGACGUGACCCCUUCCGCCUCGUCGCGCAAAGCUGUUGCGCGCACCUCCAACUUCACACUGUCACCACCCUCCUCGCCCGUCUCCUCCCCCAAACGCACCCCACAUUCGACGCGUCGCGCACUCUUCCGAGCCGCAGAAGCACUGGAUUCCGACUCAGACCAGCCUCGAAUCACGUCGGGGAGUCGCUUCCUCGCCUCCAUGGCCCCUGGCAUGCUCCCCACCCCGGCGAAGACGCCCCGCAAGCGCGUCGUGCACUCCGAGUCUAUCAAGUCUACGGCGCGCGUCCUCUUCCCAGCACGCCCAGCAACCAUCGAGGAGGUGACCCCGCGAAAGGCGCGCAAGUUCACCAAGAACGUCUACUCUCUCAACAGCUUCGAAGAGGCCGGCGAGUCGUCAAAGAUUGAGAUCUACACGGACUCGAAGGAGCGUAUCCCUACCGCUGACGAGGACGAUGAUGAGGAGAAUCCGUUCGUGGUGAAGAAGGCCAAGGGGAAGGCCAAGGUCAAGGCCAAGGUCAAGGCGAAGCCGACCCCGCAGCGCAAGCAGGACGCAAAGGCGGACGACAUGGACGAGGCCGUCAACCGCGAAGAGGGCAUGAUCUUUCUCUUCCGCGGAAAGAAGGUCUUCCGCAAGUUCCACGACGAUCACCCGUCUGACGCGCCCACCGAAGAGGAUGACGAGGCAUCUGGGGACGAGCUUCGACUUGUGCGCGCAGCUGGGCCCGAAGCGCGUCGCCCACUGACCCGCUCGUCCAUCAAGCCGAAGCUGCUUUUCCAGGACGAGAUCAGGCAGCGAAAGCUCGAGAACGGCGAGGUCAGCGAGGACGAGGAGGCCAGCACCGACAUGGAAACCCCGAUGGCAACGCCCAGCCGCGGCAAGGGCAAAAUGCUCAUGUCCGUCGCCGACUCGCUGCAAGAAGCCACGCCGCCGCCCACGGUGCGCAAGGCCAAGCGAGAAAUCUCCUUCGACGGCUGGUCGCGCAUCAAGUCGGCACACAGCUCCGGCAGCUCGUCGCGCGGCGCCAAGCGCAGCGGCUCGCCGCUCGUGCGCGAGGUAGACAAGAAGGCGCGCAGUGGUGACCACUCCUCAUCAUCCGCGUCCACUGCAGGCAUCGAACGGCGCCCCGCUCGUUCUUGAUUUCCGCCGCAUCGAGUGUUGGCAGCACCAUGACUUUGGCCCUCGCACUUUGUUUUUGGCGUUUGGGUUCGAUUAGCGACAGGAUACCCGGCUUUCGUGCGCUUGUAUGGGGGUGUCGUGCUUUGUUGCGCGGCAGCACGUGUGGGUAAUGGGGGGUGAGGGAAGGAAGGCAUUGCAAUUGCAUAGCGCGUCACAGCAUCAGGACAGGGGAGUAGCUGAGCUUUGAAUAUCCGAGGGCAGCAGUAGAUAGAACCACCGAAUCAACAUCAGAACAUCAGAGAAAGAAGAACA